Messenger RNA from Pangasianodon hypophthalmus (striped catfish), 7241 nucleotides. It is a transcript of the gene uacab, whose product is annotated as uveal autoantigen with coiled-coil domains and ankyrin repeats b. Gene Ontology annotation, molecular function: actin binding. Bases 535 to 4650 code for a protein of 1371 amino acids. The record is from RefSeq and is a predicted model, not a curated record. The transcript is spliced from 19 exons. NCBI's taxonomy places the organism in Eukaryota, Metazoa, Chordata, Actinopteri, Siluriformes, Pangasiidae.
UUACCAGGAUAUUUUCGACCCUGAAGAGAUCACAUAUUUACCGCCAAGAGCUGCACGACCUUGUCAUUUAGCGCAGAGAGAAAGACCGAGCACUCAGGAAGAAGAGUCACUGUCUACAGGGAAAAGAGGGACGACCUGAAUUUAGCCUGAAAAAGCAACAGAUCCGGACAGAAGGAGUGAGACUUGUGCUCAGAGGAGGAGCUGCUGUCCCAGGGCUGGCCCCUGCUCUGCAGCAGCUCCGUGCACAGGCGUGUGCGAGUGUGUUUGUGUGUAUGUGAGGACGUGAUGAGAGCACGGGGAGAGGCUGAGGCUCGGGGAGGAGCGAGCAGAAUCGGCCGAAGACUCUUAGGUCUCGGUGAGGCGCAGGCAGCCUGCUGGAGCACAGGACUCGAUUAAACGGGACAAAACCCACACACUCGCUGGUAGAGUGUAUUUUCCCUCCGACAGGGCAAAGUAGGGGGGGCAACUUUGGUCAUUUGUUUUUAUAUCUCUAUCUCCUGAGCAGCUGCGUAAAGGACCAGCAUCACUGGCACCAUGAGUCGAUGGCUUAAGUGCACCUCCAUGUACUUCAACACCGACUGGAAUAAGUAUGAUGACAGGCUGAUGAAGGCGGUUGAAAGAGGAGAGGUGGACAAGGUGUCAGCUGUCCUCAGUAAGAAAGGCAUCAUCCCCACCAAACUAGACGUAGAGGGCCGCUCUGCUUUUCAUCUUGCUGCCACUAGAGGACAUUUGGACUGCCUUAGUGUCAUCCUCGGUCAUGGUGUUGAUGUCACAGCCAGUGAUGCCACAGGAAAAAAUGCCUUACACUUAGCAGCCCGGAAUGGACAGGCGUUGUGUGUACAGAAGCUUCUACAGCAUAACUGUCCUGUUGGAAACGUGGACCUGCAGGGAAGAACAGCCCUGCAUGAUGCUGUCAUGGCCGGCUGCACCUCCAGUGUUAAGCUGUUGUGUGACAGUGGGGCUUCAGUCAACGCUAGUGACUUUGACGGGAGAACUCCACUGGUGCUGGCCACUCAGAUGUGUCAUCCCCGUAUCUGUCAGCUCCUGCUGGACCGAGGAGCUGACAUCCGAGUGCGCGACAAGCAGAACAAAACCGCCUUGAUCCUGGGAUGUGAAUUUGCCUGUAAGGACGCUGUAGAGGUUUUGUUGAAGAGCGGAGCUGAUAUCACUGCUGUGGACAGCUCCGGCCAUGACAGCUAUCACUAUGCCCGACUCAGCAAAAACCCAGAGCUCAUCAGCCUUAUCAAGAGCUAUCUGGAUAAUAUGAAAGCAAAAGAAGCUAGCAGGGUGGAACUGAAGAAGAGACAGCUGUCUGUGGAUGUGACCCCUGAGACAUCACCUAACAGGGAUCAGAUUAUUCAUGAUCUUGAGAAGCAGAAUGAGAGCCAGCAGGAGACUCUGAGGAAGUAUCAUCAGGAACAGAGGGCUCUACUGGACAAAGUCAGUAUGCUGCAACAGCAGCUCAGUCAGGAGAAGUCGAUGGUGGAGGACAUUCACAAAGAGAGGGAGCAACUGAAGCGCAUGCUGUCUGCCAGAGAGAAAGAGACUACAGCUACAGAGACUGUGAAGGUUCAGCUCCGGAGCCAUCUGGGAGAUUACUCAGGCCAGUCUGUGAUUAAAGGGAAAGAUACUAUUCUUGUCAGACAAGCUCAGAGUCUGGAUUCAGCUCAGGUUUUGCAGCCUUCUGUUCCAUCUCGCUCUGUAUCCCGACCCUUAGAGCUCUCUCACCCAGUGAUUGCAGCCCCUAAUGAGGUGGAGACGUUACGUCAGGAGCUAAGGUCCACCCGUAAGCAGCAGGAGGCUGCACAGGAAGAAGUAGGACGCCUCCAGGUGGCACUUGCACGAAAGACCAAGGAGUGUGAAGAACUGGUUCAGAGUCGAGACGCCACCAAACGAGAAGCAGAUCAGCAGAUUCAGGAGCUAGAGGGGGCAUUGGGAGACGUCCAAAAGAGGAUGCUGGACUCCGAAGCUAAGGUCAAGCAGCUGCAGGCACAUGUGAUCACAGUAAAGGAGCAUCUUGGCAACCAAAUGUUAGACGACCUCAAAGCUCAGCUCAAUGAGGUGAAGGUUAAAUAUGAAGGUGCGUCAGCUGAAGUCGGCCGGGUCAGGAAUCAUUUGAAGCAGAGUGAGAAAGCUCUGGAGGAAUAUAAAAAGAGUGAAGCUCUCUUGGCUGAAGAGGUCGAGAAGCUGACAGCUGAGCUUAAUGCAAUGAAAGAAGAGCGUGAUGAGAUGGCUGAGACUCUCGUAGAAAUGGAGGCUCGUGUUAAAGAAACAGAGAAACGCCUGGUCACCAUGGUGCCUGGAGAGAAGUUCGACAACAUGAAGAACCUUCUGACUAAUGCGGUGGAUGAAAAGGAGAGGCAGCUGGUGGAGCUGCGGGAGGAUUACGAUCGUGUUCUAGAGGAGGUGGCUGAGCUCCACAGGGAGGUGGACCACAGGGACACUAUCCCCCUUCAGGAGCAUGAGAGACUCAGAGUCACUCUUGAGGAACAGAGUGAUAUCCUGAAGAAAAAACUGGCAGAUGUCACUUCUAAAUGUCAGUCGCUGAUCUGCGAGGUUGAGGAUGGUGAAGAUGAGAGGGAGCUGCUUAGAGAAGAGCUGCACGAGCUCAGCAAGAACCUCCAGACACAGUUUGUUCCUGUUGAGACUCAUGAGGGAUUGAAGAACGCUCUGAAUCUUGCUAUGGAGGAGCUUAAGGACCAGCUUGAUGAGACAAAUGAGAGGAGAAAUCAUGCUGAGGAGCAGUUGAGGAGGCUCCAGGAGGAGAAGGCCUCUCUGGCUGAAAACAUGAGCAGCCUGAAGAGCACUCACAUACCCAACGAAAGGUAUGAAAGUGAGGUUGCUGCACUUUUGGCCCAUAAAGCAGGGAUGGAAAAGGAUCUAGAGAAUCUCCAGAGGAAGUACAAAGAUAAAGAGAAGGAACUUGAGGUUAUGGCAACUGAGAACAUUGCACUGAAACAGAACUUAGAGGGAGAGUUUGUUAAAAGAGAAAUGUAUGAGAAAGUGCAGAAAGAGUUACAUGAAGCUUUGGAGAAAGCUAAGGCUGAAAUUCACAAAUUAGAGGAAGAUGGAAAAGUUAAAGAGGAUGAGUUGAAGAAGGUGAAAGAGGGAAGCGCUAUGUUAAAAGAAAAUCUACAGGAGAAAUUAGAAAAGGACUAUAUCAGCAUUGUUGACCAUGAGGCAAUAAAAAGCCAGCUAAACAGUGCUUUAGCUGAAGCAGAAGGAAGUGCCAAAGAGGCCUUUUCCAAAUAUGAGUCUAUUCAAGAAGGUACUUUAAAACUUCACAAAGAAAUUGAAGCCCAGAAGAAAGAGCUGGACACUAUUCAUGAAGCCAUUCAAUCUAAAUUUGUGCCAGUGAGUGUUCUGGAGGAAAAAGAAAAGGCCUUCAAUGCCACUGUGAAGGAUCUAAGAGAGGAGCUAGCAAAAAUGGAGGAGAAAUACAAAAGUGCAAAGACUGAUGUGGAACUUGAGAGACAAGACAAAGAGACUGUGAAAUUAGAGAUGGAAUCUGUGCAGAAGAGACUGGAGGCUAACCUGUUCUCCAGUGAAAAAUACAGAGAAAUAGAAGAUGACUAUAAAGGCCAGAUGGAGAACUUGAGUCUAAAGUUAGUGGAACUGGAACAGCAGUACAUGGAGGUAACUGUUCAGAGAGCUGAACUGGAGGAACAGAACUCGCUCUGCAAUACUGAAAUGAAGAACCUCCAACAGCGUCUAGAAAAUGAGUAUGUUCAUCUUGAGCAGUUUGAGGCCAUGAGGUGCUCGCUGACCUGCAGUUUGCAGGAGGCACAGGCCGAGUGCAAGAGCCUCAAUGAGGCCUACGAUUUGGAGGUCCACCGCAUCCAAGACCUGGAGAAAGAGCUGCAGAGCCACAGAACUGAUGCUGAUCUACUGGUUCAACACAGCCAUGCCAGAGAGGCCCUGGAGCAAGAAGUGGCCAAGCUCCGUUUGGCCCUGAGGGAAGAAGAGGAGACCAGUGCCCAGAGGGCUGAGGACGUAGCCACUCUGCAGACAGAGCUCCUUAGGGCAACACAUGCCUUGGAUGAUCUUCGCAGCCAUGAAGGUCAGUUGUGUGAGCUCAAAGCUGAGAAGCAGAGGCUGGAAGAGGAGGUAGGGGAGCUCAGUGAUCGGCUCUUGGGUUUAGAAGAGCAGUGCGAGGAACUAUACCAGGAAGCAGCCCAGGCCAAAGAAGGCGAGAAUAGAGCAAGGAUGGAGACGGAGGCCCUGCAGACCAAGAGCACCUCAAUUGAGAAAGAGAUCCAAGAUCUGAAAGAGAGAUACGAUGACUCGUUGAGCACCAUCGGUGACCUCCAGAAAAGGAUCCAGACUUCCUCAGAACAGACUGAGGCCAAAGACAAAAGGAUUACAGAGCUGCUGGCAGAUGUAGAGAGGUUGAAACAGGCUCUCAAUGGCCUGUCCCAGCUGGCUUACACUGGCAACACUCCCAACAAGAGACAUGCUCAACACAUUGACACACUCCAGGCGCAGGUCAAGAGCCUCCAGCAGCAGCUGGCUGAUGCUGAGAGGCAACACAGAGAGGUGGUUUCAAUUUAUCGAACUCAUCUUCUCAGUGCUGCACAGGGUCACAUGGAUGAAGACGUUCAGGCAGCGUUGCUGCAGAUUAUCCGAAUGAGGCAGCAGUUUGUGUGUUAAACCUGGCCUAGAGACACACUCUGACUCAAAUCCACUUUAGCCACUGAAGGUGUGCAGUUAGAAAACAAGGAUCAGUCAAAAAGCAUCAAAGAUAUUAGAAAUCUCACUAAUCACAGAUCGGGAUAAGUAUCAUAGGUCUUAGGAGUAGCAUUUGCAGGACUGAUUGAAAGAACUACAGUACUUUACUCCUGCGUACUAUAAUCAGUGAAUAGGUGAAUAGGAGAAAAAAGGUAGUAAACUGUAGGGUUCUUUGUCACUGGGGUGAUGCACUUUUUUACCUUUAUCUUUUACCUGGAAAGCUGCAAGUGUACCUUUAAAUUAUAACCCUUGAAGCUAAUUAAUGGUACAAGAGUGGUCUUUAAUAACAGCCUUCUAUUUUAAGUUAUUUUUAAAGGUAUCAUACAUUCAUGUUACUGCGUAAAAGAUACUGCCAGUACAAAAGUUGUAGAAGAAGAAGACUUGGAAUGAAGAGUUUACUACUUUUUUUUCUGAGUGUUCUUCCUGAUGGUUAUAAAUAUAAUGUUUAAGAAAUGUCUAGGAGGAAUAAUUGAGUGGUUCGAUAUUUGGUGUUGAAGGUUUGCUUUGGAAACACAAUGGAAAGGCCCAGGGGAGGAAAAAGAAUCCGUUUCUGAAACCUACUUCCUGCAGUGUGUGUCCCCCAAGCUGCAGUGCAUUGAGGGAUUUAUUCUACUUAUUCUACACUAUGUUUUCAGAUUUAUGAAACUCAGUAUCCUUUCCUUCUAUAUACAUAUAGAGAGAGCUACAUUUUUAGAUAUCUUUUUAUAGAAAACUGGUUAGGGAGCAGGUCUCCUACUCUUUCUUUCUUUUUUUUUUUUUGUUUUUGUCAGGCACAAAAUGUAAGAUCCAAGUGAUUUGACCCAUGCUCAAAAGGAGCCGUAAUUUAGAUUAGACUUGAUCACGUUUAGCUCACUGAUGAUGUGGUAGCCAGCUGUGCGUUCAUGGAUUUGAGUCAGCGAGUGUUACUGGUGCUGGGUGACACAGGACACAGCCUGGAUAUCUGCUCCUGUUGCCUGGAUGAUGCUGCCCUCUUGUGGUGUGACUUGGCUGGCCAAGUUUUGAUGACAUAAAUAGCUCUUUGUGGUUCGUUUUAUUGUAUAGCUGCAGAUGUGAUGCAUUUGCGAUAAUUUUUUUUUCUUGGUGCUUCCAAAAUCUGAUAUUUUUUAUCAGGGCUUUGUACUACUUUUGAUUAAUGGUCACCAUGUUUAUGGUAAUACUAUUCAGCAGGACUGGACUAGAAUGACACUAUACCUAUUCAUUGUACUUUUUCAUUGUAUUAAUGUCUUUUCCCCUCUUCUGAAAUAGUACAGUGCAUUUAGAAGCCACUAGCUGACCUUUAGCUGUAGCACUGACAUUAACAAAACAUAACGACAGCAAGUUUAUUAGCACAUAUUAACUGCGCUCCUAUGCUAAUUGGCUAUGCUGAUAAUUUAUUGCAUAAAAAGGGCUACUGAUUUUUACUAACUUAUAUAAACUGAGGUUUUUAGUUCUGUAUAGACAAUGCCAAAUCUUACAGGAUGUGCCUAAUCAUCUAAAUUCUACUAUUUGAUCUUCAGGUAGCUUGCUUUCUUGUUUUUUUUUUUUCAAAAUUAUAUUCUUUUUUGCUUUUUUUGUUUUAUUUUAAACAAUAGUUUUAAGCAAUUCUAACAUAAAUAAAAGUGCCUGCUUUAGACUAAAAUGUCUCAGUGUGUUAAUUCAGUGGGUUGCCCAUCAGGAGAAGUGUAGAAAAUUUUCUUUCUUUUCUAAUUUUUUUUUUAAUCCCAUCCUUGCAGACCCCCUUGACCAAGUCCAUCUGCACAUAAACUUAGUUAGCUCCAUUUCCCAAAAUAUAAACAAAUUAAUAAUUUAAACCACCGUGACCCUGACCACAAUAAAGUAGUUACUGAGGGUGAAUGAAUGAAUGAAUGUAGUGAAUGUGUUGUGCUGCACGAGCCCCCAGUAUGCUCCCAUGCCUUUAUUCGUCCCAUGAGCAUAACCAAGUAUAAUAUUAGGUAUAAAUAAAUUUCACUUUUGGGAUGCGGGAUGAUUAGUAGUGUAAGCAGUUAAUAUAAGCAAAAUGGGGAUUUUAGUGUAGUCUAUAUUAUUUAUUAUUAUAAUGAUCAUUUAUGACAUUACUGAAAUUUAUACACAUGAUAAUGUUGAGGAAACUUAUCUGUGCAGGUCACCAAAGCUGUGCAAAGCAAGGGCUUGUAGGAGCCUGGAUCAUUCUGACUUGUAUUUUCCACUCCUCAGCUGUCCAGUUUUGAUUGUGCCCAAAGCAAAUGCAGGUUUUUUUUUUUUUACCCCAACGUUGGUGCGAGGUCUGCUUUGUAUGUGGUUCUCACCUGUAUCUUUCUUAGACGUGCUGAGCCACAAGCAGUGUUUGUGUUUUGGAAGAUGUUUGAAAGAUGCCAGAACUGACAAAUGUUGACCUAGUGCCAACUUUGUUCUGUAAUCAAAUUUGCUAAGGUUGCUUUUGCCUUUCAGGGCUCAACUGAACCCUAACCGUUGCUAGACAUGCUCGCCUGCUUGAUUUAUUCCACAUUUUGGAAUGUACAUUUUGUGGGAUUGUACCUAAUAAACUGGCAACUUGG